Molecule: messenger RNA, 783 nt
Organism: Rotaria sp. Silwood1
Lineage: Eukaryota; Metazoa; Rotifera; Eurotatoria; Philodinida; Philodinidae
Source: the annotation of a GenBank genome assembly
AUGAGUCAAAUAAGGCAAACAUCUGGUUUAACGACAUCAACAUCUCAUUAUACGUCAUCAAGAACAACAAAUUCCCCCUCAAUAAAAGCUCUUCAACUUGAAUAUUCGAAAUUACAAAAAGAACCUGUCGAAGGUUUUACAGUUAAAUUAGAUGACGAUUCAAAUUUAUAUAAAUGGCAUGUUGGAAUUUUCGGACCACCGGAUACUUUGUAUGAAGGUGGUUAUUUUAAAGCUGAUAUGGAAUUUCCAACAACAUACCCAUUUGCUCCACCAAAAGUCCGUUUCCUAACGAAAAUGUGGCAUCCAAACAUUUAUGAAAACGGUGAAGUAUGUAUUUCAAUUCUACAUCCUCCAACUGAAGAUCCACAAUCUGGUGAACAUCCAAGUGAACGAUGGAAUCCAACACAAAACGUUCGAACAAUUUUAAUGUCAAUAAUAAGUUUAUUAAAUGAACCAAAUUGUUCAUCACCUGCUAAUGUUGAUGCAAGUGUAAUGUACCGAAAAUAUAAAGAACAUAAAGAUAAUGAAUAUGAAACAAUAAUACGACGACAAGUUAAUGAAUCCAAAUUAGUAGCUGAACAAGAAGGUGUAUCCAUACCAAAAACACUUGAUGAUUAUGUUGCACCAUCACGUGCUGGUGCAACAGGAAAUAAAAAUAGCAAAAAAACAAUUUUUAGUUCUUUAUCAAAUGAAAAUGAUGAUGAUCUAGGAAUCGAUGAUGAAGAUCCAAUGGCUGAUAUGGUCGGAGAAGAUGAUGAUGGCUAUUACAAUGAUAGCGAUUAA